UUCCCCCUCUUCUUCACCUCUACACGUCGCACGUUUUCCUUCCCAUCUCUGGCUACCAGACCCAAGAACCAAGGUCCUUUUUUAUAUAGAUGGGUCUAGUGAAGGACGCUGCUGAAAUGGAGGAAGGAACUUUAUUAGUUGGCAUGGAGUAUAGAACCGUUUCUGGCGUUGCAGGGCCUCUGGUUAUCUUGGACAAAGUUAAGGGUCCCAAGUAUCAAGAGAUUGUUAAUAUUAGAUUGGGUGAUGGCACCAUUCGGCGUGGUCAGGUUUUGGAAGUUGAUGGGGAGAAAGCUGUUGUGCAGGUCUUUGAAGGAACUUCUGGCAUUGACAUCAAGUAUACUACUGUGCAAUUUACAGGGGAGGUAUUAAAAACUCCUGUGUCAUUGGACAUGCUUGGACGUAUUUUUAACGGUUCAGGAAAGCCUAUAGAUAAUGGUCCUCCAAUACUACCAGAGGCUUACUUGGAUAUUUCGGGAAGUUCUAUUAAUCCCAGUGAGAGAACCUACCCUGAAGAGAUGAUUCAGACGGGAAUAUCCACCAUUGAUGUAAUGAAUUCUAUUGCCCGAGGGCAGAAAAUUCCUCUUUUUUCUGCUGCUGGGCUUCCCCAUAAUGAAAUUGCAGCUCAGAUUUGUCGUCAGGCUGGCCUUGUUAAGCGGCUGGAACAAACAGAAAAUCUACUAGAGGAUGGAGAGGAGGACAAUUUUGCAAUUGUGUUUGCAGCCAUGGGUGUAAACAUGGAAACAGCUCAGUUUUUCAAGCGUGAUUUUGAAGAAAAUGGUUCAAUGGAGAGGGUCACUCUUUUCCUUAAUCUGGCAAAUGAUCCUACAAUUGAACGUAUUAUUACUCCUCGAAUUGCUCUUACCACGGCAGAAUAUCUGGCCUAUGAAUGUGGGAAGCACGUCCUUGUUAUCUUGACUGACAUGAGCUCGUAUGCAGAUGCACUUCGUGAGGUGUCUGCAGCCCGAGAGGAGGUGCCUGGUAGGCGUGGUUAUCCUGGGUAUAUGUAUACUGAUUUAGCAACAAUUUAUGAACGAGCUGGACGUAUAGAAGGCAGAAAAGGCUCCAUAACCCAGAUUCCUAUCCUAACAAUGCCUAAUGAUGAUAUCACCCAUCCCACACCAGAUCUUACUGGGUAUAUCACUGAGGGCCAGAUAUAUAUUGAUAGGCAACUUCAUAAUCGGCAGAUAUAUCCACCCAUCAAUGUCCUUCCAUCUCUCUCACGGUUGAUGAAGAGUGCUAUUGGAGAGGGCAUGACCCGUCGUGAUCAUGCUGACGUGUCCAAUCAGCUUUAUGCCAAUUAUGCUAUUGGGAAGGAUGUUCAAGCAAUGAAAGCUGUUGUUGGAGAAGAGGCGCUCUCUUCAGAGGACUUGCUAUACCUUGAGUUCCUGGACAAAUUUGAGAGGAAGUUUGUUUCUCAAGGGGCUUAUGAUACCCGCAACAUCUUCCAGUCACUUGACCUGGCCUGGACUCUUCUGCGUAUCUUUCCCAGAGAACUUCUGCACCGUAUUCCUUCAAAAACAUUGGAUCAGUAUUAUAGCCGAGAAACUACCCACUGAGCUGCGGAGUAUUAUUUCAUGUUAAGAAUGACAUUUACGUGUCAGCUUUGAAUAAUCCGUGGGUGUUGUUCUUCAAGCCCUAAAUCGGCCAUUUUGCAUAGAGUUAUCAGGUCCAUUCUUUUCAGUGCUCGAGUUCAUGACAUUCUAGAAAUAUCUCUUGUAAUAUUUGUGACCAAAAAAUGAUUUGUAAGGGUAUUGAACUCAAUCUCAAUUAUAGCACUUAACUUUAUUUAUUAUUUUCUGAAUUAUUUCUGUAAGAUAUUGAACCCCUAAAUUUUGUGAGUUCAUAAUGUGCUUGAAAACUUUAGUUUCUCUC
Molecule: messenger RNA, 1872 nt
Organism: Dendrobium catenatum
Lineage: Eukaryota; Viridiplantae; Streptophyta; Magnoliopsida; Asparagales; Orchidaceae
Product: V-type proton ATPase subunit B 2
Exons: 15
Coding region: 90-1556 (488 amino acids)
Biological process (GO): ATP metabolic process; proton transmembrane transport
Cellular component (GO): proton-transporting V-type ATPase, V1 domain
Molecular function (GO): proton-transporting ATPase activity, rotational mechanism; ATP binding
Source: RefSeq, a predicted model, not a curated record